Rhinocladiella mackenziei CBS 650.93 is the source of this 1386-nucleotide messenger RNA. RefSeq names its product O-acetylhomoserine (thiol)-lyase. The coding region runs from base 1 to 1386 and encodes 461 amino acids. The record is from RefSeq and is a predicted model, not a curated record. Gene Ontology annotation, molecular function: pyridoxal phosphate binding; transferase activity, transferring alkyl or aryl (other than methyl) groups. Lineage: Eukaryota; Fungi; Ascomycota; Eurotiomycetes; Chaetothyriales; Herpotrichiellaceae. Gene Ontology annotation, biological process: transsulfuration. The transcript has 2 exons.
AUGGGAUCCGACGACUAUGCCCCGAAGUUCGAGACCCUCCAGGUCCACGCCGGACAGGCUCCCGACCCCCACACCAAAUCCAGGGCCGUGCCUAUCUACCAAUCAACCUCCUUCACCUUUAACGAUUCGGCGCAUGGGGCCAAGUUGUUUGGGCUCAAAGAAUUUGGAAACAUUUACAGCCGGAUCAUGAACCCGACGGUGGAUGUGCUGGAGAAGAGAAUCGCCGCUCUCGAAGGGGGCAUUGCCGCUGUUGCGGCUUCAUCUGGUCAGUCGGCCCAGUUCAUGACCAUCACGGCUCUCGCCCACGCCGGCGACAACAUCGUCUCGACGUCCAAUCUGUAUGGAGGUACCUACAAUCAAUUCAAGGUCAUGUUUCCCCGGCUGGGCAUCCAGACCCAAUUCUUGACCUCGGAGACUCCCGAAGAUUUUGAAAAGGCGAUCGAUGACAAGACCAAGGCCGUGUAUGUGGAGACCAUUGGCAAUCCACGAUACAAUGUUCCAGACUUUGAAGGCAUUGCCAAAGUCUGCCACGCCAAGGGGGUGCCGUUGGUGGUCGACAAUACCUUCGGUGCGGGCGGAUAUUUUUGUCAACCGAUCAAGCAUGGCGCCGACAUCGUGGUCCAUAGCACUACCAAAUGGAUCGGUGGCCACGGCACCUCCAUCGGGGGCAUGGUGGUCGAUUCGGGGAAGUUCGACUGGAAGGCGAAUGCAAAGAGAUUCCCCCAAUUCAACGACCCGGCCCCGGGUUAUCACGGCCUGAAGUUUGUGGAUACAUUUGGGCCCUUGGCCUUUACGAUUCGCGUGCGGGUGGAAAUUCUGCGUGAUCUGGGGUCCUGCAUGUCGCCCUUCAAUGCGCAGCAAUUCAUCCUGGGCGUCGAGACCUUGAGUUUGCGAUGCGAACGACAUGCGGACAAUGCCUUGAAACUGGCCAAAUGGCUCGAGGGACACAACAACGUGGCGUGGGUGUCGUAUCCCGGACUGGAGAGUCAUCCUCAUCAUCUCCUCGCGAAGAAAUAUCUUCCCCGGGGUUCGGGGGGAGUCAUGUCCAUUGGAAUCAAAGGCGGAGCUGAAGCAGGUGCUCAGGUGGUGGAUAACUUCAAGAUGAUUUCCAAUCUGGCAAAUGUGGGCGAUGCGAAGACGUUGGCGAUCCAUCCAUGGUCCACCACGCACGAACAACUCAGCGAACAAGAACGACUGGAUUCCGGAGUGACGGAAGACAUGAUCCGAAUCUCCGUGGGCAUUGAACACAUUGACGACAUCAUACACGACUUUGAGCAGAGCUUCGCCGCCAGCGAUGCUGCUCGUCCAGACGCAAAGGCCAAUACCGACAAUGCCACAGCGAACGCGAAGCCGGGGGCUGAUGCUACACUCAGUGGGGCAACCUGA